AUGGCGGUUUCUAACCUCGGACCACAGAGCUACAACGUUGAGGGUCUUAGUGACUUCACUUACAAUGAGAAAACCCGCAGACAAGAGUACCGUGUUUUCUGGAAAGGUUAUUCGAAAGAAGAAUCUACGAUUGAACGCUCCAGUAAUAUUGCAUCAUCCGCAAUAUAUUACUACUGGAUAAACACACGAUUCAUCCUGCAAGAAAUGAAAAAGAUUGAGGAGACGAGACCACUGAAUGAGACUGAAAAUAAAAAGAAAAUGAUUGCUUGCCUUGCUAUGCAAAAUUUGCAUAAACUCCAGCAAGCUGGAACACCGUUCGACGUUGGUGUGGAGAGUUUUGCAUUGCCUCUGCAUCAAAAAAUCACUUUGUAUCGUCUCCAAAAUAAACAUGAUGAUCCGUUUGGAGAACAUCCAAAAAGUGAGGAAGAGUUCGCCAAAUUUGGUUUGAACGGCGUCCUCAGUUUUGGGCAAGUGGAACGUUUGUCACACUUCCGGUAUGAAGAAGCGACAAGAAAACAAGAAUAUCGUAUUCAGUGGUCAAACAACUCCGGAAGACAAUCGUGUAUGACUCAAGCGGAAUACAUCUCUUCAUCCGCUAUCUUCAAUUUCUGGCUCCACGUCUACGACAAUCUCAAUAAGUGCAUGAAAACGGAGAAGACACGGGAACUGAAUGUAGAGGAAAAGAAAGUCAAGAAUUCUAGCUGCCGAGCUAUCCAGCAUCUUGAAAAAAUGAGAACAGCAGGUCAAAACUUUCGUCCCGGGUGCGAUCCGUACAGUUUGCCACACUACCAGAAAGUGAGCAUGCGCCGCUUGGUGGCCAAUCACUCGGACCCAUUCGGUGAUUCGCUGAAAGAUGGCGAAACCGACUCAGAUGCCAGCUCGAUCGAGUCGGAUGUUGAAGUCUCCUCUGAUGAGAUAGAUUCUGAUUGA
Molecule: messenger RNA, 930 nt
Organism: Caenorhabditis remanei
Lineage: Eukaryota; Metazoa; Nematoda; Chromadorea; Rhabditida; Rhabditidae
Exons: 5
Coding region: 1-930 (309 amino acids)
Source: RefSeq, a predicted model, not a curated record